Mytilus trossulus (common blue mussel) is the source of this 1357-nucleotide messenger RNA. RefSeq names its product acetyl-coenzyme A synthetase-like. The record is from RefSeq and is a predicted model, not a curated record. NCBI's taxonomy places the organism in Eukaryota, Metazoa, Mollusca, Bivalvia, Mytilida, Mytilidae. Gene Ontology annotation, molecular function: acetyl-CoA synthetase activity. Gene Ontology annotation, biological process: acetyl-CoA biosynthetic process. Gene Ontology annotation, cellular component: mitochondrion. The transcript is spliced from 3 exons. The coding region runs from base 166 to 450 and encodes 94 amino acids.
UUUCAAAAAUAUAUGCAUCAUAAUCGUAUGUUUUCAAAUAAAUCCAAAUAUUUAAGAAUUCUUUAAUUUAAAUUGUAGGAUGAUCAUCCAGAAAUUGCAGAGUCAGCAGUUGUAGGAUUUCCUCAUGAAAUAAAGGGCGAAGGAAUAUAUGCCUACGUAGUGUUAAUGGAAGACGGUAAACAUAAUGAAGAGGAACUUGAAGAAGAACUCAGGAAAAUGGUUAAAACAAAGAUUACCGGCUUUGCUCAACCAGAUAAAAUAUUGUUCUCACCUGGACUACCAAAGACCAGAUCAGGAAAGAUUAUGAGAAGAAUUUUACGCAAAAUUGCUGCCAACAAACCUAAUGAACAUGGUGAUGUUUCAACAUUAUUUGAUCCAUCAAUAGUAGAAGCAAUUGUCAAAAAACAUGGCGAAAAGUUCAUAGAAGCUGAAUAUGAACUGCCUUUCUAACAAGUUGAAGUAUUUUAUACAUGUUUUACAGUAUAUGUAAUUUUAAUUUGUACAGAUUUUUAUUUGGUAUUGAGGAAUUUAUUUUGAAGGUUUUGAAUUAUUGAUAUCUAUAAGAUAAGUUCUAAAAUCUAAAAUAUAUAUAUUAUAACUAUUAAUUAUCCCAGAGACUAGAAUGUUGUUGAAAUUUGAAAAAAAAAUGUCACAAAAACUUAAGUUUUGUUAAAAAAAUUCAAAAUUCAAAAACAUCACGGCAAAGAAAAUUGAUAUUUAGUUAUGAUAUGCAUUUCAGAUCUGAUUGCAGGUGUCAAACUUGCAGUUGAAUUAAGUUUAUUUUAAACAAUCAGAAAUUUUGUGAAAAGGUUUCUGUGCUCAAAUUUCAAUGAAUUUUUUUAUAGGCAAAUCCAUUGUCUCAUUUUCUAGAUCGAUGUUUAAAUAUAUACUAAACAAAUUAAAAGUGAUAAUAGAUAUAGGAAAGUGUGGUAUGAGUGCCAAUGAAACAACUCUCCAUCCAAAUAACAAUUGAUAAAAGUAAACCAUUAUAGGUCAAGGUACGGCCUUCAACACAGAGCCUAGGCUCACAAGAUUUCAAAAGUGAAUUAACUUUUACGUAGAACGUAACCUGAAUUGUUUUCAAAAUAUGAUUAAAAACUUAAUCUUAUAUACUAAUAUAUUGUUAAUGUGUUGUAAUCUGUAGUCAUCGCUAUUCGUAUAAAGUGUACAUAGUCUUUUAAAUUUGGUGCUUGAUGACUGGUGAUUUCAACCUUAAAUCUAGUUUAAUUCAUCAAAAGAAAUGUGUACACUUUUGAUAUAAGAGAAAUUAUUUAGCAUAUAAAUUAUUAUUGAUGAUCUUCAAAUUAAAUAAUUACUUGUAUUAAAAUGAAGCAUAAGGAUAUAAUUAUGCAGUUUA